Messenger RNA from Episyrphus balteatus (marmalade hoverfly), 2086 nucleotides. It is a transcript of the gene ninaB, whose product is annotated as carotenoid isomerooxygenase. The coding region runs from base 165 to 2015 and encodes 616 amino acids. Gene Ontology annotation, molecular function: carotenoid dioxygenase activity; beta-carotene 15,15'-dioxygenase activity. Lineage: Eukaryota; Metazoa; Arthropoda; Insecta; Diptera; Syrphidae. The transcript is spliced from 8 exons. Gene Ontology annotation, biological process: carotene catabolic process; retinal metabolic process. The record is from RefSeq and is a predicted model, not a curated record.
UUUCAGCGGAUACAGUUGUAACGGUCUUUAAAUAUAACAAAACCGAAUUCUUGGCUUGAAGUCGUGUUUAACAAAUUUAAUUAAUAAUAAUAAUAAGCUCUUGGAAAUUUUUAAUUAGAAACCUGAAGUGCAUAAAGGAUAUUCGAAGGAUUACAGUUCCAAAGAUGGGCGAUGGAGUUUUGAAGAGUUUUAUUCGAGAUAUUUUUGCGGUUAAAUAUGACGCCAGCUUAAAUGACCCGGAAUCAGAACGCAUUGAUGGAAGUGGACAGUGUUUCCCUAACUGUGCAUCAGAUGUAUGGCUACGAUCUUGCAAGGAAGAAGUUAUUGAGCCAAUUGAAGGGAAAGUCAAAGGCACAAUUCCAACAUGGUUAAAUGGAAGUUUAUUGCGCAAUGGACCCGGGAAUUGGAAAGUUGGUGACAUGACAUUUCAGCAUUUAUUCGAUUGUUCAGCGUUACUUCAUCGUUUUGCUAUCAAAAAUGGUACUGUAACUUAUCAAAAUAGAUUCAUACAAACAGAGACUUUGAAAAAGAAUACUCAAGCACAACGAAUUAUUGUAACUGAGUUUGGAACAUCUUCUGUACCCGAUCCGUGUCAUUCAAUAUUUGAUAAAGUUUCAGCAAUGUUUCGUAAUGAUAUGGGUUCGGAUAACACCAUGAUAUCAGUCUACCCGUUUGGUGAUGAAUAUUACACAUUUACUGAAGCACCAUUUAUACACAGAAUAAAUCCAGUCACACUAGAAACCGAAGGUCGUAUUUUUCUAAACGACUAUGUCGGAAUCGUCAGCCAUACAUCACAUCCACAUGUCUUAGCCGAUAAAACAGUUUAUAACUUGGGAAUGUCAGCUGGAAAAUCUGGGCCAGCAUAUAAUAUUGUUUGUUUUCCUGCUGGCGAUAGUAUGUUCCAAGAUGCAUAUAUUGUUGCAUCAGUGCCCUGUCGAUGGCUUUUGAAUCCUGGUUAUAUGCACACAUUUGGAAUCACAGAGAACUACUACAUUAUAGUUGAACAGCCUCUAUCAAUAUCCCUCACCGAAUUUGUAAAAUCACAUCUCAAUAGUCAAAACUUUUCAACCUGCCUCAAAUGGUUCGAAGACAAAUGUACGCAUUUCUACUUGCUAAGUCGUAAAACAGGAAAGCUUUUGUAUACUUUCCGGUCUGAGGCAUUUUUCUACCUUCACAUCAUCAAUCAAUACGAGGAAGACAAUCAUGUAGUUAUCGACAUUUGUUGCUAUAAAGAUCCAUCAAUGAUCAAUUGUAUGUACCUGGAUAGCAUGAUGAAUAUGCAAACAAAUCCAAACUAUGCCGCAAUGUUUCGAGGUCGUCCACUUCGAUUUGUCCUGCCAUUGAAUGGAACUGCGAUACAACGUCGUGGAUUUACAAAGUCAUUCUCGCUGGGUGGUAUCAGUUCAAGAUUGCAACAAACAAAACAACAUGCUCAAUUUAAAAGAUCUGAGUCACAAUAUGAUGAUAUUACUCACUUUCCUACCAAUAAAUGUGAGACCAUAAAAACCGAAUCUCAAAGGAUAAACGAGUUCAAGUAUGAAUGUUUGGUAAACUUGGUUAAGCUACAAAAUGCCAAAGCAGAGGCAUAUGAAAUGCCCGACAAGACUAUUAUGGUCAGGCCGGAACUACUGUGUGAUUUGGGAUGUGAAACUCCAAGAAUCAAUUACGACACGUACCUGGGUCAGAAAUAUCGAUAUUUCUAUGCGAUAAGUUCGGAUGUUGACUGCGAAAAUCCUGGAACACUGAUCAAGGUUGAUGUCGUAUCAAAAACCUGCAAAAAAUGGUGCGAGGAAAAUUGUUAUCCCAGUGAACCAAUUUUUGUCCCUACACCUGGAUCUCAUGAGGAAGAUGAUGGAGUUGUGCUAGCAGCUAUGGUAUGGGGUGGAAUCAAUGAUAACCAUGUUGGUUUGUUAGUGCUAUGCGCGAAAACUUGGACGGAAAUGGGAAGAUGUGAAUUUCAUUCGAGUGGUCCAGUUCCUAAAUGUUUACAUGGAUGGUUUGCCAAAGAUAUUUAGUUUUAAGUUAAAAAAAAUAAUUGUUAACGGUUAGUCUAAUAAAAUCUAAUUUCUGUUGUAGAGAAGUGAUA